AUGAGCAUUGUUGAAUACAAGGCAAUCGUUGAAUAUGGCGAUAGAGCGAUCAUCUUUGUUGGAAUGAACCAUUUCUAUCCUUUGGUCGUGCAACGAGGUCAAGUCAUGCACAGCAAAUAUGGUGCAUUUCCUCACGAUUGGAUGGUCGGGAAAACAUUUGGAAGUAAAAUUUGGGCUAGAAAUAAUAAAGGUUGGCUGUAUAUUCUUCAUCCUACAGCUGAAUUAUGGACUUUAUCACUACUACAUCGAACUCAAGUAAUUUAUAGUACGGAUAUUAGUAUGAUUAUAAGUGAAUUAGAAAUUAUGCCUGGAUGCUUAGUAAUUGAAUCGGGUACAGGGAGUGGAUCAUUAUCUCAUGCGAUUAUCCGAGCUGUUUCGCCAAAUGGCAAGCUGUUAACGUAUGAAUUUCAUAACGAACGAGCAGAUAAAGCUGAAAAUGAUUUUAAACUUAAUGGAUUAAAUCAUCUAGUUACGGUACACUGUCGCAAUGUUUGCCAAGAAGGAUUUGAUAUAACAUCGGAAGCAGAUGCAGUUAUUUUAGAUUUACCCAUUCCCUGGGAAGCAAUUCCAUAUGCAAAACAAGCACUCAAACCGGGUGGUAGAAUUUGCUGUUUCUCCCCUUGUAUCGAACAAGUGCAAAGAAGUUGUAUGUGCUUACGUGAUCAUGGUUUUAUCGAUGUCAAAGUUCUAGAAACGAUAUUAAGACCGUAUCGUGUUAAGAAAAUGGAAUUGCCUAUCGCUAAUACUGGUAAUUGCGAAUCCUUCCAAUCCAACGAGCGUAGUGAUCCAUCAACGAGUCAUCAUGAAAAUAAAAGUAAACGAGAAUUACUAUCAACAUUUCCCGUAGCAACCACUCCAGGCCAUACUGGUUAUUUAACGUUUGCCACAUUCUAUCCACAAGAAUGA
This is a messenger RNA of Trichoplax adhaerens, 906 nucleotides long. RefSeq lists its product as uncharacterized. Gene Ontology annotation, cellular component: tRNA (m1A) methyltransferase complex; nucleus. The transcript has a single exon. Gene Ontology annotation, biological process: tRNA methylation. The record is from RefSeq and is a predicted model, not a curated record. Lineage: Eukaryota; Metazoa; Placozoa; Uniplacotomia; Trichoplacea; Trichoplacidae. The coding region runs from base 1 to 906 and encodes 301 amino acids.